Molecule: messenger RNA, 606 nt
Organism: Rangifer tarandus platyrhynchus (Svalbard reindeer)
Lineage: Eukaryota; Metazoa; Chordata; Mammalia; Artiodactyla; Cervidae
Source: the annotation of a GenBank genome assembly
AUGGAGUCCGAGGCAAACGACGGAGGAGUCACGAGGGCAGCCGAUGAAGACGCAGUUGCCGAGGCCUUUGCAGCUGGCAUAGCAGGUGGUGGUCAAGGCGUUCUGGGUGGUGCUGGUGGCCGCAAUGGCCCUGGUGACCCAGAUGUCCCUGGUGACGCCGUCAGUCGAGGAGUCCCUGGCGGCUCCGGUGACCAGGCUAAUCCCAGAGGACCCAGUGCUGCCGGAGAGUCAGGUGGUGCAGCCGGUGCCAUUCCACAGAUCCUAGGGGCACCCCACGCACCAGGGCCUGGUGGAGACGCUGCACCUGGAGCCGGAGUUCUGACUGACCGAGCCCUCCAGUUCGGCCUCGCAGUGCCUUUCUCAUCAUAUGAGGAGGCGGACAAUGCCCGCCACCUCCUGACUCGACGUACUCAGCUAAGAUGGCCGGUUCGGAGGGACCUCUACGUUAAUGGCCGCAUGUUGGUUCUCCGAUUGACUGCUGAAGAUCCUGGCCUGCUCCAGACGUCCAUCACCUUCUGUCUGGACCAGCUUUACACGGUGAUGCAGACCUUACAGCACUUUGUGCCCCCCCUUUAUGCUAAGCCUCAUCACAGAAGAGGGGCUUAA